This is a messenger RNA of Vitrella brassicaformis, 1286 nucleotides long. The record is from the annotation of a GenBank genome assembly. Lineage: Eukaryota; Vitrellaceae.
AUGGAACUGCUGAAAUCUGUGAGGAGUGCUGCUGAGCAAGCAGCAUCGCGAGUGAGCCACAAUCUUCCGGCUUUCCGGCCUCUGCCGCAAGACGACAGCUCAAACCAUGCGAGUUCAGCCAUUCCUGACAACCCCGAUGAAUGCAGGCAGUGCCGCUGUACCUUCGGCGUCUUCAACCCUCGAUUGGCAUGUCCAUUCUGUGACCACGUGAGCAGAGGCCAAGACACACACACCGUUUGAGAGAUGCUGCCUGACAUUGCUGCUGUGUGUUUUCUCUCUCCCUGUAGUUCUAUUGUGGGCGCCACUAUGGUCCAGGAAGGGCUCUCAUCAAGUGCAUUCAGGACAGGGGCUGCAAACAGUGUGCUGACCGGGCGGCGAUAAGGGCUUCCUUCUUUUCCUCGACGCUGCCUGUGUUGGAGGCGGGAACGACCUGCAUGCUCCAUCGCCAGCGGCCCGUCGCCGUGUGGAUAUCGCUCGACACGCCAUCAGCUGAGGUGCAGCUGCGUCAUGUUCGCACAGGUGACACAGUGCUCUUUCGUCCUCUUGCUGGUUGCUUUUGUCGACCAGGUCCGGUGGCGGACGAUGGAAAUGCGAAGCAUGAAGCCUGUCGAAAGCGGAGCAGUUCACCUCUCACACAUAUCGCGGAUCGACGACACCUACAGUGAGCCAACAGGGAGAAGGGGAUAGGAUAGCGCUGGAGAGCGGCCGUCUGUUUCUGUUGAUUUCAUUGGGUUCUCAGCGUCGCCGAACAGUAUGGUGAUCAACAGCAAGACUGGCGCGCCACUGCCACUGGAGUUCACCUCAUAUGGUGACUGGAAGGACUGGCUGGAGGUGAGAGCGGUGUAGCUUAGCUAGCCAUACCGCAUGUGCUCCAUCCAGUCCGGUGCAUGUUAUUCCCUUGACACGUUUCAGGGUGUGAGGCUUGCUGUCGAGUUGCUGGUGCCUGAGCAGGAGAAGCAGCAAAUCGAGGUAGGUAUUCAGGGUUGCACUGCAUACGACGCAGGCGUGCUCUCCAUGCACUUCGUUAUGCUGUGUGCCCCUGUCCGUCCGUCCAGGCGUCUCGUCAGCGUGCGCGUGAGGACGGACUGGAGGAGAGGCAAAGGGAAAGGGAAGAGCGCAAGAAGAAAUAUCUGGCCACAGGUCAGUCAGAACGCAUACACGCAUGCUUCAGCAAUUGCAAGAAAGCUAGGGGGAAAGAAUGGUCGGUUGGUUGGUUGGCUGCACUGCAUGCAGGGAUGGGUAUGCGGUUCACAGCUGAGGCUAUGGCCCAGCGAGGAGCAUCGUGA